GGCAUUGGCAGUCACUGGUCCAUCUUAAAAGUAAAAAACUUCUCUCUUCAACCAAAAUACACGCAAUUUGCUAUCUCUUUCUAUGACAUCGAUCAAUUGAAAAAGAAGGGGGGAAAAUAAAGCUAAAAAAAGUUUCAGAUCCAAACCAUAACUCUCUCUAUAACUUCCCCCUCUCACACUUUUUUCGAUCCAAGUAGCUCGUCUUCAAUUUUGUUUUUCAAUGUAAAGAGCAAAACCCUAGUUUUCUCCCUGAACUCUGGCAGCUUAGCACAAAAACCCGAGAAAUUAUCAUCUCGAUUUUAUGAGCUUUCACUGGGUUCGUUGUUUUGACUGACACGUAUAUUCAGGAUGUGCUGGUUUCUGUGUAAAUAGGAGAGGCAGCUAGAGCUAAACUGUUAAGGAGUAUUUCGUGUAUUCUCAUCUUUAAAUUUGUGUAGAAAUGAGCUUAGAAUGUGAAGAGCAACAUUCAUUAGAUCAGCGUGCGGAUACCAGCAAGGAAUCUCAAAAGAAAUCUAGAAUUUCAUAUGCUAGAGAUUUUCUGCUGUCAUUGAGUGAUCUGGAUGUUUGCAAAAAGUUACCCCCGGGAUUUGAUAAAUCAAUUUUUAGUGAAUUUGAGGAUACAUCGCAAGAUCGGCAAAGAAUUCCUGGCACCUUCUCAGCUUACAGGCGAAAUGAAUGUAGUUCAUCACCGCCGACAAGAGGGGAAUCAGGUAACUAUUCCCGGGGCAUUCAUGGACGGUGGGACAGUCGCUCUAGUGGAAAGAGUGAUAGAGACAGUGAUACCCAGUCUGAUUUGGACUCUGAUCCUAGAAGACGCCAUGGUAAUCAAUCCCAGCAGUCUUGCCAUGGUCCUGAGAAUGACGGGCUUCUGGGGAGUGGUUCUUUUCCUCGACCAUCUGGAUUUACAGCAGGAGCUUCUGCACCAAAGUUUCGAGCUAAUGAUCAAUACCAUCUAAAUAAAAGUAAUGAGCCAUACCACCCACCCCGUCCUUAUAAGGCUGUACCUCAUUCAAGGAGGGAAACUCAUGACUCAUAUAAUGAUGAAACAUUUGGCUCCACUGAGUGCACUAGUGAAGACAGAGCAGAAGAGGAAAGAACAAGAAGAGCUUCCUUUGAGUCAUGGAGGAAGGAACAACAAAGAGCAUUCCAGGAGAAGAAGAUUAAUCCUGAAAGGCGUAAAUAUGACUUCGAUUUUUCUGAAUUGCUAAUGGACUCCAAAGAUGACAACGGACUUGCAAACAGAAGCAAGGAAUCAGAUGAACCUAUUCCAACAUCAAAUAAUAUUUCUGAAAAAUCAUUUCUUCCUGUACAAACUCUUGCUUCCAGACCACUUGUACCACCUGGUUUUGCAAGCACAAUUUUGGAGAAGAAUAUUGGAGGGAAAACUUCAAUGUACUCCCAUUCUUCACGUGUUGGGAGUUUUGAGAUGGAGGGAAACCUUACAGAGUCCAAAGGCAGCCUUCUCUAUAAUGGGAUUUCUGAUGAUCUUUUGGCAAAACAGACUAAGCUGCAUGAAGAGGAAACUUUGAGUGAGCAGAGGCUUGAAAAUAAAAACAUUCACCUUUUAUACGAUAAUAAGAGUGCUAAUGCUUCAAGUUUCUCAUCAGCUUUAGAUAAAUUUAAUGAGACCGUUAGCAAGGAUUCUCAUAUAUACAAGAGUUCUAGCCUUUCAGAAGUCUUUGUAGCCCCAGGAAACAGUGGAGUUACUGAACUUGAUUCCAAGAAGCUGCUAGCAGAUAAAAUGUUGCCUGAAACCAGCCAAGACGGUUCAACUUCAAUUCUAGACAUUUUUGGCAGUGCUGUUAUAGCAGAUGGAGGUGGCUUCACUGAUAUCACUGAGCCUAAUGAUAGCAAUACUGAUGUGACAUUGUCCCUUGAAAGUUCCCGUUCUAAGUUCACUCAUUUGUUUCUUGAUGAAGAGAAGAAACCAAUAGAUGAUCUCUCCCCUGGCAAGCCAAAAGACCUGCUUUCAUUAAUUCAGGGAGGUGAGAAAGGCGGUUCCCAUGAUAGGAUGGCUAGUAAGCAUGUUGUAUCAAACUUUCCAUUUCAAAUCUCUGAACUUGCGGACAGGCAUGUUAGAUCAAAUUUGACAUCGACUGGAAUUGUGAACUUCGAGCAAUCAUGGAAUAUUAAUGAUGUUAACGAAGCAGCAGCAGUUCCAGCCGUCCUUACAUGUGAGGAUCUUGAAAAGUCAAUUCUGUCAGAAAGCGCGGAAAAUGAUCCGAGUUUGCCUUCUGCUACUGAAGGAUGGAAAAUUCCUGAUGCCAGAUGUGAGAAGAAAGAAGUUAAUGUCGACAAUCAUGCAACCCAGCACCUUCUUUCAUUGUUACAAAAUAAAACAAGUACAAAAACUAAAGUAUCAUCUGCCAAUCAUGACAUCAGGUCUUCAGAAAGGGUGCAAACUGCUGACAUAGCACCUUGUGAUUCAAUAGACACAAAUGCAGAAAAUGCUUCUGGUUCAGGGAAGAGUCCGACUCUUGAAGCACUUUUUGGAAGUGCUUUCAUGAAGGAACUACAAUCAAGUCUGCUAGAGUUGAUGUAUUCGAAUCUAACAGGCUUCCCCUUAAUGUCGGAGAUGAUAGUCUUCUUCCUUCCGCUGAUCAUGUCGGGUCAAACAGGGAUAAUUUUGAAAAAAAUAAUUUACCAUUUUACGCAAAGAGAACAAAUGAAUUUUGAUGGCAUUGGAGGCCAUUUGUCACAUCUCCGAGCUGGAUUAGGAUCUAAACUUGGUUUUGACGGAUCUGCUGAAAUUGGGCUUCCUGAAGAGGAUAGCGUGCUUGGUGGUAGUAAUCCUGUGAAGCUCCUGAAUUUCAUGGCUGGUAGUGUAAAACCAGAGCUCUUGCCCUUCCAAGAGGCACCGAUUGAAGUAGCCGAGAAACUAGCAGCGUUAAAGGCUGUCUUCCAAAAUGAAAGAGCUGUUGUGGGAGGGAAAGAAGGUCCAAAUUUUCUUCCCGGUCCUUAUGAUACGAGGGAGCCAGAUAUUCUGAUUCAUAACCGUAAUAUCCAAGCAUCUUCUCCACACCUUCGUCCUCAAUUGAAUUAUGGAGGUCCUUUGUUUCAUUCAUUAGACUCACAUCCUUCUAUCAGUUCUCAGAUGAAGUUCAUGGCUCCAGAAGGCAUCAUCCAUCAUAAUGCCCCACCAAAUCAUCAAUUUCCAGCAAGUGGACUAACUGGAUUUGAUCCUCCAAUUCAUCAUCCUAUGUUACAACGAAUGCAUAUGCCUGGAAACUUCCCUCCACCCAACUUGCAACGAGGAUUUUCUUGUGUUGAACCGCUGCCACCUCAUUCAAAUAAUCAGAUGACUGGUUUGAUACCGGAAUUGAAUCCAAUGAACAGUUUUCAAUCGGGGCAUGGUCACCGGUCGCUCCAACCCAACUUUGCUGGUCUUGGAAUGCCUCCUGGGCAUGACGGCAGUGGGAGCCAUCAUCCAGAGCCAUUGCAGAGGCUUAUUGAGAUGGAACUCAGGUCGAAGUCAAAGCAGAUCGACCCUUUCUGUGCAUCCGGCUAUAGUCAGGGCCAAGGGAUGUAUGCUCAUGAGUUAGACAUGGGUUUUCAGUAUAGAUAAUGCCUUUUGGUUGUGGUUUUGCCAAAGGGUUGUUGCUACCCGAGAAUUGAGGAUAGGUUUGAUGUUCUUAACUCUGGAGGGGAUUACUGUGGCUCACUAUAAUUAAAAUGAUCAUUAUCUCACUUGAAAUACCUUGUUCUGUGUCGUUUU
Molecule: messenger RNA, 3715 nt
Organism: Hibiscus syriacus
Lineage: Eukaryota; Viridiplantae; Streptophyta; Magnoliopsida; Malvales; Malvaceae
Exons: 11
Coding region: 440-3565 (1041 amino acids)
Source: RefSeq, a predicted model, not a curated record